AGUCAUCAUCAGACCCUCGUUGGUGCCGGUACCUGAAUAGUACCAUAGCCGGUGUGUACCACUUCAAGGUCACCCGUGAAUAGAGAAAUAUUACCAUCCAUCGUGAAAUUGAUGUGUUAACUCUUUAAUAUUGUGAUAUUUAAGUUAUUUGUGUACGUUUUAAAAAGAUUUGUGAGUUUGGAUACUUAGUAAAUGUGUGUGUGGGUGUUACGUGGAGUCUGAAGUUAAUUUAGUGCUUUUUGGAUUGAUGCAAACGCAGAUGGUUGACAUCAAAUUCGAGGUUAGAUCGGAUACAACAGGGGCCAUAGAUUAUUGAUGAAAGAUUACAAGCUAAUGGCUUCGAGACUUGGAAAAAGCCGCAAUUUUCGGCACUUAAGACCGUUUCAGUCUUUAUCCACAAAAUGAUGCCAUCUAGAUCGACUCCAAAUCUUAAAGAAGCUAGUAAUAAAUCAACAACCUCUAUUUACGCAUAUCUCGAAGAUCAGUCAGGUUCAAAUUUCACUCCGUCGACAGUAAAUGAUCAACGAACUUUAAGAGAUGACGAGUCUCCACCACCUGCGCCACCCGUUAGAGAUUCUUCCAGUCUCAAAUCCAUCAACUACGGACCUGGACACGAAAAGUUUCCGUCGUGGCCUGUGCCUGCCGCUGCGGAAACUCCACAGGCACUUCGCAACCAAAACAAUGGUGGUUCGCAUAGGUCAAAGUCAUGGACAGACCAUACCAAUUAUCCUAAAGAGAAGGUAGUAACGUACACAAGACCUUAUAUGAAAAGACAACAUUCAGCAUAUACUCAACAGAAACUCAAAACUGUUAUGGAAAAAUGUGAAAAAAUCCCACCAGAAACCUUUGAAUCUCGUUACGAUAAAGUAAAUGAUAGAAUAUUCUUGCCAACCGUAGACCAAGACGGAAAAAUUCUGGGCGAUAUGGAUUACAUGGUGCCAUCUCCUCCUGAAAGGGACAUCUCCACCAAACCUCAACUAACUCAAUCUGAGCUAGAAGAAUACGCUAGAUCAUACCAAGAACCAAAAUAUUGCGAUGAAAAUAUCAAACCUACUCAUGGAUUGAUCGAAUCAGGUUUAGAAGAGUUUAUGGAAUACACUCGUAAUUACGAAGACUCGCUCUUUGAUCCAAUGAACACUAAACACGAUGGAAAUAUGUUGACGCACAUUCACCAAAAACAGAUCUCAUACGCGCAGUCCGAAGGAUAUCAUAGUUACGUUUCAAGCACAGAUUCGACUUCCACACCAUUUUUAGAUAGAUUAAGAAGAGAUAGCGAAGCAGUAGUUAGUAGACCCAUGUCUUCCAAUACUUGGGAUGAAAUAACGCCUGAAGAUCCAAGCAUUAGAAGCGAGGGGCGAGAUAGUGUUGUUACGACUAGUUCGGGCAGUGCUUCCUCUAGUGAAACUCUCAAGUGGCACGGUUCUAUGAGUGACGUUUCGGUGACUUCUCAUAGUAGUUCUCAUCAUAAUUCGAACAGUACAACCAGACAAUUGAUAGCACAUAGUGCCAGAGUACAAACGCCACAGAGACAUCAUUCGGAAAGCGUUUUAUAUAUGAGCGGAGAAAAAGAGAAUUCGUGGAAAGACAAAGAAAGCAGAAACAAUAACGCUAAUAAACUAAAAUUGUUCCCUUUAAACACAUACACAGUGCAAGAGAGUGAGCAUCAAAAUACCAGCCUACCCAAUAAUUCUAGUAACAGGUUAUCAAUAUCACUUCAGUCGGCGUUGUCGGUGGCCGAUCGAAUAAGCGAAUUAGAAAAACAACAUAAAUACUCUUAUUACGAUCCAGAGAAGAAGCACAGAGUUCCAGAUCCGACACUUAAAGCUAUACAAAAAAAGGCUUUAUUAUCAUUUUACGAAAGACAUAAUAAUCCGAAUAGCAAAAGUUCUUGGAGAUCCGAACCACAAUUAGCUCAGGUUGCUUUGACUCUGCCGCCACCUCCACCGAAAAUAAAAGUACAAAUGCCAUCGAGACGAGCUUCAUCAGCAUCGGAUUACGCUUCUGGAGGUAACUCGAAGAGAAGUAGCUUAGCAUCUAGUUUAGAAAAGGCUGACAGCUUCUCUAAGAUCAUACCGCGUCAUCAACACAGUAAUUCUUGUGGAAGUCUGUCAACUGACAUGCUUGGACCUAUGAUAAUAGGACCAUCCAUAUCAGUAGACGAUUACGUACCCGACCUUCCUCCUGCUAGACCACCUAAAAAUCCAAGCCUGCGAAACGCAUUUCCAGAUUUAUUUCUGGAUCAGAGAGUCCCAAGUCCAGAUCUACCACCACCUUCACCUCCCACUGUGCUAGAAAAUGAAGUGUUCAACAGCGACGAACCUCUCCCCCCUCCACCUCCUGAAUGCGAGCCGGACUGGCAAGAGGCUUUUAAAGACCGACUACGAGAGAACAGUACUGGUAACCAAGUACCAGCACCACAAGUACAAAAGAAUUCUAAGAAAGAAGCAAAAGUGAUUCAACAGACUGUUGGUUUACCAGAAAGAUAUCUAAGGAACUCGUCAGUACGUUCAUCUAUUAAAACCAAGUCCACUGAUCAGAUAUUUCAUCAAGUGAACAGCAAACCUUAUACCAGCAGACAUAUUGAAACACCAACUAGUAAACCCGAUCAAAUACUAGGCUUUCCGAAUCAGAGGGGUUAUCAAGAGAGGUCAAGUACCAGGUAUCCCAGUAAUCAUAAAUUGAGUAUGAUUGGAAACAUAGCUGCUAGUCAAAAAGUAAAUGGAGUAUCAGAGCAAUGUAGACCAGAAUCCCUAGGAUCUCAAAAUAGACCAGAAAGUAAACAAAUCAAGAUGACUAGCGAAACUCAUCGGGCACAAAGAGCUUCAAUAUCAGAAAGUCCAGGAAAAGAGACUCCACCUCCACUACAACCAAGACAGAUGAGGAUAAAUCAAUCAAUGAGGGCUAGAAUAUCAACUGAACAUAAGUUGGGAUCAAAGGAAGAUUAUAGAGAACAAAGAUCUUCAUCAAUAAGCCAAUCUAAGGCGUCCUACUUAACAGCACGACGAGAUCGCGAUCGGAUUAUUCCCGGAUCGGAAAGUGGCAGCUAUAAAAGAACAAUGUCUCCUAACGGCCACGCCCUUCCUCCAGAGCCUGUUAUCAAUGAUUCCCAAAAGGCGAGAGAGACAUUGUGGCCAUCACAUAGGCUUUCAAAAAAUAAUAGUAUACUAAGAAGAGCCUCCAUGAAUGAAAAGAAGAUAGAAAAAUGUGAUGAAAAAGAAGAAUUGAAAAAGAAUCUUGUUUUACCAGACGUUUUACCGGUAAACGUGAAGUUGAUGGGGCCUAGAUCUCAAUAUAACAGGCCUUCACAAAUGAGUCUUGUUUUAGACAACAAUCCUAACAUAAUUUCACCAAAGUCUACAACAAAAUCACAACCCUCUUCACCACCAAAGAGCCCUUCUCGAAAUUCUCCUUUAACACCAUUACGUACUACUACAUUUUCAACAACACCACCCCCUCCUAGCAUCGUAACUUCUUCUCCAAUAACAACCUUACCUUCAUCGAGGUUUUCGAUUAGCUCUGUAGGUUCACCUUCUAGUAUUCGUACACUUCCAGCAACUUUACCAAGAGCACAUAUAAGUCCCAGUAGAGAAUCAAAAACAAUAGUGACACCACCAUCCUCUCCGAAAAGAACUUCGUCAGGAACUCCCAAAUCUCCACGUCGAAAUUCCCCACCAAUCAAACCAACACUUUCACCUAGUUCAUCUUCAAAGUUAUCACCGGUUAAAAUACCAAUAUCUCCUAGUACUUCACUUUCACAGUCUCCAAGUCCUUCAUCCUCCUCACCCAAUAUUCCACCAGCCUCCAGUUCCCCUCCACCUUUAACUUCGACACUUGUAUUAAAAGAUGACUACCCCCAAGUCAUUGAAGGACUUCAGCUGAUCCAAAGAACUGAAGUUGUCUUGAGAGUGAAUGCUACGACUACGGAUGCUUCUUCUCAAACAGAAAAAGAGGAAUUACCUCCUACGCCUUUGCCUACGAGGAAGAAGUUGAAAGAAGAAAUCGAAUAUGAGAAGUUAGCUGAGGAUCUGAUCGACCACCUGCCUAGUUCAGAUAGAUUAAAAGAACUUUUGGUACCUUUACCUGAACAUAAGAAGCCAUCAGAUUAUGUACAAGGACUAUUUAGAGUGGAUGUAACCUCUAGGCCUAGACCUCUUAAUUCACCAUUCAGAAGUAAAAAUAAUACUCCAAGUAGUACGCCCCCUCCCACGUUAACAUCGCCAGUUAACAGUGUGACGACGACUGCUGUGUCCUCUGCCACAUCUAAAUUUAGGUAUGUAAGCUUGCCAGUUUCUUCUCCUAUAUCACCAACUGAACCAACGAGUCCAUUAUCAGGUUCAUCUACUUAUUUCACUACAUCUGAACCUAAAGCCAAACUUCUCACAAGGUACAGCCAAGACAUGAAGAAUUGUCAUAUUCUCAAAAAUACCAAAGAUCUUAGUCAAAAGAAGGAAGAAUUAGUUAGUCGAUUAGAUAAGAAACUCGAGGUAUUACGUAGUGAACAGCUAAUCGUCGGGGACGAAUGCAGAAUUAACGACGAACUCGGCGAAAAUGUCGAAGUACACAUCAACAGGGUAGCCAGGCCUUACGAAGUGGCGAAAUUCAGAUUACAUGUAGAAGAAAUUGGGAAAAUCACUAGUCUUUUAUUAAGUUUAUCAGGAAGAUUGGCCAGGGCGGAGAAUGCAUUGAUGGGGAUGUCAGAUGAUGAUCCAGAAAGGAGAAUUUUAGAAGCUAAACGAGAUAAACUUCUUGAUCAACUCGAAGAAGCUAAGAAAUUGAAAGAAAGCAUUGACCGAAGAAGCGUUAACGUAUCAAAUAUUCUUUACAAAUACUUAAAUUCUGAAGAAUAUGCUGAUUAUGACCACUUCAUUAAUAUGAAAGCUAAGUUACUGAUGGAUUCUAAGGAAAUAUCAGACAAAAUAAAAUUAGGAGAAGAGCAACUUUUAGCUCUAAAAGAGACCCUUAUUUUCACAGACUGAUAUUGUGUUGCAUGAAUAUAUUGGUUAAUUGUAUACGUGUAAUAUUAUGCUUCUAUUAUUAUUUUAUUAUUAUUCGAGUUUUAUCGAAUGCCUAGUCCAGUGACAUUAAAUUUGUUUUAAAACGUUUCUCCAUAGAGUAGUCCAGAUUGAGGAAAGCUGUUAUUGUGAAAUGGAAUAUUGUAUGUAAUCUAAUAGAUCAACAAUUAUAGGGGAAAUAUGUAAUUGUUCAAAAUCAAAGUUCUUGUUCUGUAAUUUGAUCAGCUUAUUUCUAAAUAUAUAUCUCCGAUAUGAGAAACAAGAGAUCUUGCUAUCAAAUGAAUGAAUUGAAUCAAUCAAUAUCAAAAAUAAGAGAAAUUGCUUUUAAUUAUUUUUGAAUUAACUAAGGUGUUAACAAAAAUAGUAUCUAAAAUAAUACAAAAAUAACAUUUUUCUUGGUAAAGUUCAUUAUUUAAUAUAAAAUGAAAAUUUAGAAUGUUUUCUUUUUUAGACAAAUAUUAUUUAUUUUUUUAUAAAUAUUUGCAAUAUUUUUGGCAAUCUACAUCUAACAUCAUAUUAGCUUUUCUGCUAAAAAUUGUUGAUCAUUUGGCAAAAACUACAAUAUCUAACUCCAAAAUCAAUUUUCAUUUUUUGGACCACCUUUCAUUGUUUCUAUAGAAUUAUUGUAUAAUAUACGAUGGAUAUCUCAUUUAAAUUGGCCAUCUUAGAAAAAUAGUGAAAAUGGGUAUUUUAUAUUGUUCCUUUUAACGGUUUUAUUCUCUCAAUAUGAAUUAGUAUAUUAACUAACAAACCAUCGCUUUCCCAAUUUCUUCUUAACACCAUAAUUAAUAAAUCUGCAGUAUAUACACAUGAAUACAUUCUGAAUUUAUUUGUUAAUGCCCAAUAACAUUUUUACUUUUUCUCUAUCUUCCUAUCACAACAUGUGAAUGUUCAAAUAAAUUAAUACAAAGAAAGAGUUUUCAACUGUUUGAAAAGUGCAAAUGAAACUUUGGUUAAUAAGCGUCGUUAUUUUUAUAAAUUUUUUAAAUGAAAUCAUAAUUUUCUAUUACCGUACAUGAUUCAAGGAUAUAUUCCUAGAAUUUUUUGGUUAUCAAUGUCUUCACUUUUUCUCAAAUCAUUUACCUUGCCCCGUUUGUUUUACAUAAUCAUUUAAUAUUCUUCAAACACGUCAUCCAUCUCCUUCAAUACUUUCAUUUUUUAAAUUCUUUGUUAUAGCUUACUGAAUUUUCAUAUUGAUAUCUAUAAAGCUCUUUUAAAAAUAAUACUUUCAAAUAUUUAUUAAAUUUCAUCUCUAUCAUGUACAAUAAAAAUUUGCACAACAAAAACAAAAACAUUCUGCAUUAAACAAGACGCUCAAAUAUUUGAAUAACAAAAGUGAACUGACACAACGAAGUUGACUGGUAAUACUUCAAAGUUUGAAGAUACCUAUCAAUUUGCACCAAAAUAAAAAAGUUAAGCCACAGUUAACAAUCAUGUAAUUUUCCGCCACUUGCUUAGACUUUCGCACCAGAUGUCAGCCGUAUUCUGGUUGACCUAAAACAAUUGUUCUAUUUCACUUCCCAAUUCAUUUUUAAUGAUGAUUUCACUUGUUAUUUCCUCAUAAUAAUGAAAACACCUACCGACACCCGGCGAAAGGUUAAUUGAUGUUGAAACAUGGUAGUUUCAUACUAUAUUUUAAUAUCAAUUACGAUAGAACUGACUCCACCUUUGGUUCCUUUCAUAUAAUUCUUCUUUCACUCAUGGUCAUUCAUUAACGUAAACAAAAUCGAUUAUGAAUAAAACUAGACAUUUCAAUUCUAAUUAAUUAGUUGCAAGAAUUUGAGGCUCUUUUAAAGUAAUCUAUCAAAUUGCUAUUUUCUGAUAUGGCCAAAAAUAUUCUUGUUGAUGGUUUUUCAAGUGUUCAGCAACUCUAAUAUUUGAAAAGACCAAGUGUAGGGUGUACCUCGCAACAUGUUAUCAAAAUAAGAGCUUUUUUACUAGUGUAAUUUUGAUAAAAGAGGAAGCCUCUUACCAUUUCACGAAAUGACUAAGAUGGUAAUAUCCCAACAGAGUAGGCUGUUAUCAAGUAUUUAAUGUGAUUUAAGUCUCUAAUACUUUUCCGUGAACAGUUUUUUAAAUUAUUUUAGUGAAUAAUUACUAUAUUAGUUAUCAACUGAUAGAAAAUUCAUUGACAUGAAAAACCUACUUUUGGUAAUAUCCUUUUACUGUUCUCCGGGUUUUUCUAGUUACAUCAUUCUUUUUCUGUUCUUUAAUACAAACAACGAUUGUUUGAAAAGAUUGAAAAUACUAAAGAAACUCAUUCAACUUAAUUAAAAGAAAAUAAAUUUGAUAUUUGUUGUCAAGGAAAAUUGGUAAACACUACACAAGUAAAACCAAAAACUUUUCACUGGGUAAAACUUGACGAGACUAAUUACAUAUAAAUUUAUUUUGUGCAUUUUUUAUUAGUUUAUUGUUUAGUGCAUAUACCAGAAUGUCAUAUAAAGAAGGCAAUUCCCCUACUGUCUCAACCUAUUUAUUUUCAUUUUAAUUGUUAAUAUUGAAGGGGAGUGUAUUUGUAUAUUUUUUAUAUGAUAAUCUGAGAACAUCUUCCUACCAAGUAUUUAAUAUAUAUUUAGUUUUUGUAAUAGUUCAAAAUUUAUGUGCAUAAUAUAAUUGUGACAUUUUUAAAUUAUCAAUUUUUGUUUGUUAACACUAUAUAACUCCCAAAAGCUUCCGAAAGUCGGUGCUUUAGAUGAACUGCUGUGAUCUUUAUCUAAUUCUUUGAAGAAUCUAUUAAGAACUUGUAAUCUGGUGCGCCUUAAAUAAACAAAAACAUUACAUUUUCAAUUUGUACCAAUUUUUAAUUAUUUCCAGCUAUCUUUUUAACAUAGAAACUGCAAACUGAGACAUAGAAAAUAUAGAAAAUACAUGGAGCUCUGAAUGUAAUAUUUAUUGCUCCAAUGUACAUGGUACAUUUCAUAUAUUUGACCAUCAUCAAAAUCUAAUAUUUCAUAAUAAUGGAUAUCUGACCACUAUAAUCAACUGAUAUUAUACAUUAUACUACCAGUCUCACACUAUAUUAACCUCGAUAUUCAAAGACGAAUUUAGGGCAAGUUAAAUAAUAGGUUUAAAAAAUGUGUUUAUCUCAUAACUUUUGUGGGCUGAGUUCCAUGUAGAUAAUUGUAACGUCAGAUAUAUUUGGAUUCCAGUCUUAUACUAAAUAAAUAACAAAAAUUGAUACAUUUGGAAAUUGUCUCAGAAUUAUAACUUGUGAAUGAGCAGACUAUUUUGUAUAUACUAAAUAAUGAAGAAAACGAAUUUUGUGGUGCUCUGUAAUUUGUAAUAUUGAAUAUCAUAAGUUGUUGCAUUGUGAUUUAUUAGUAUUGAGAAGACCUAUCGUCUUUAUUUUCUUAUAUAUUUUUCAUUUUAUUGUAUAAGGACAUUCACAUUUUUUAUUUGAAUAGACUAUUUUUUUGAGCUUAAGCAGUGCUUGCAAUAAAUAACCAAUCAUAGAUAA
Diorhabda sublineata is the source of this 8469-nucleotide messenger RNA. RefSeq names its product protein Shroom-like. The coding region runs from base 402 to 4976 and encodes 1524 amino acids. Gene Ontology annotation, biological process: actin filament organization. Gene Ontology annotation, cellular component: adherens junction; apical plasma membrane; apical junction complex. The record is from RefSeq and is a predicted model, not a curated record. The transcript is spliced from 14 exons. NCBI's taxonomy places the organism in Eukaryota, Metazoa, Arthropoda, Insecta, Coleoptera, Chrysomelidae. Gene Ontology annotation, molecular function: actin filament binding.